Caenorhabditis auriculariae is the source of this 11798-nucleotide messenger RNA. The record is from the annotation of a GenBank genome assembly. Lineage: Eukaryota; Metazoa; Nematoda; Chromadorea; Rhabditida; Rhabditidae.
AUGACGACGGCCAUUGCAUCAGAUUGUGAGGAUCGUCGGACGCGGCGCGGCUCGCGUCGCGUCUCAAAGUGUAGCCGCCGACGUGCGCGCGGGAAACGUGUAUUUCUGCAUGUGAUAAGGCCUUUUCCGCUCCUUGUUUGGGUCUCAUUCUCUUAUCGAUUGAUUAAAAAGGGAAAACAAUACUAUUAUGAAAGAUCACUUGGACUUUUACUAGGCAAAAUUGCGAAAUUUUGCACCACUCCGUUGUUUUUUCUCUCUCUCUCUUUCUGUUUGUCUCUCCCGUUGUCCCUAUAUAACUUGUUAUUUUUAUCGUUUUUUCUGUGAAUCGAACUGAAAAUAUGCAAUUUAGGAAUCAACUUGAACUUUCGCCCAGCUAACAGCCUCCAAGCUCCCUUGCUAAUUUAAGCAAACCUUGCUGAAAACUUCAUUGAAACUUUUUCAAAAAGGAACGAAAAGAUAACGGUUUGUUUUAUUUUUAUUUUUCGACAAUAUUUUUGUUGAAAAUUCGUGUUUUUGCAUAAAAAUUAUUUGCGCUAAAAAUAUGACUUUUUUUUUAAAUUUUUUUGCUAUUGGAAAGUACUUUGGAAGGUUGUUGGUUAGUAAUUUAUGAUUUCUGGUGAUUAUUUUUCAGAAUUGCUCAUUGCAAAUCUGUUUACUUAUGUUCAAUAUGUUCUAUUUUUGUCAGAUUUAUCCAAAAAAAGACAGUUUUGAAAAAUUUUUUUCGUUAGUAUUUAUUGAAGAAUUCGUUUCUCAAAGCUUCAAAUUUUUGAAAGUUUCCUACUGAAAAUCAAUGUUUUUCUUGAAGAUUUCUCAGAAAAUGAUAAAUUUUUUUCAUUUUCAAGAUAGAUGAUUUUUCUCAUUUGCCGUUCACUUUUUCUCAAGAGAUUUUUUUGAAAAAAAUAUUUUUUUCUAAUUUUUGAAAAAAAUUUUUUUGUUAUUCGAAUUUUUUUAGAAAAUUACAUUUUUAAAAAGCUUCUUGAUGAACAUUUUGACGGAAAAAAAGCAAAUUUUCGAUUAAAAAAAUUUGCUAUUUUUUUGUGUUCUUUUUCACUUUUUUUCGUACACCUGAUUUUUUUGUGGUUUUUGAAAAUAUUUUUUUAUUUUUUUAGGAUGUUCUUUUAAAUACAUUAUUCAUGUUCAAAAAAAUGGUUAAUUUCGGAAAAAAAUCUCGUAAAAAAAUCUUUGUAAAAAAAGCUCUCCAGUUAAAAUUUUUUUGACGGAAAAGGGAAAAAUUGAUGUGAAAAAAAUUUUCGGUUUUUUUGUAUGUUUUUCCUCUUUUUGCAUACUAGAUUUUUUUAACUCUGAAAGAUCAUUUCAUCGGUUUUUUUAACAAGAUAAUAAAAACCAUUGAUUUUUCCUUUCCUUUUUCUCAUUUGAUGUCAAUCAGUCGGUAGGUAUCUGACCUCUUUGAAGAUUCUUUCCAACGAUAAGAAAAAAAUAGAAGGGAAAGAAUCGGAUGUGACAUUUAUUGCGGUGUUGAUGAACGAGAAAACCCAGACGAUUUCCUAUUUUUCUUUUUGUUUUAUGAUCAGACAUUCUGUCGAAGGUUUUCACGUGAAAUAUGGCUCCGUACUUUGUUCCAAAAAGAUUUUAUUGGCUUUUCGGAGAGAGAAAAUCUUUUUGGAAAGAGAAAAAAAAAGGGUUUUCGUUGAAAACUUCAAUAGAAAUAUGAUUUUUUCGAGCAAAAUUUUUUUGAAAGCUGUGUUUUCUUGGAAAAAAUAAGUUAAUCGAUGAAUAUCUAUAUUUUUUUCAAGUUCUAUUUCCAUUAAACAAUUAUUUUUUUGCCAUCUAAAUUUUUUUGAAAAUUUUUAAAUCGAAAAAAAUUUUUUUCAGCUCAAAUUUUCACAGUUUUGUUGAAAAAGUAGAUCUACUUCCAUAGGAUUUUUCGCCAUUUUUUUGAACUUUUCAGAAGGUAAAUUUAAUUAUUUUUUUCAUGAAUUAGAUCAAAUUUCCUUGCAAAAAAAGCACAUUUUUUUCAAACAAUUUUUCAGAAAUUUUAACAAUUUAUAACGAGAAAAAAAGAUGCAAAAUUCAUACAAACCGUCGAUUUUUCAAAAUUUAUCAUUUUUUGACCGUAUAUUUGUCAGCAAAUGACAUCAUUAUCAACAUUUUUCUUUGAUAAUUCGUUAAUUUUCCGGAGAAAUAUUGAUAAGACCUUCCAGUCUUUUUGAACUAUUCCUCGCUGAAAUGCAACUCAAGGUGAUUUUUUGAGAUUUUUAUGGAAUUUUAAAGGAUUUUUUCACGCAUUUCUUUUCAAAAAUAUGUUGAGAUUUAUUAAAAAGAGGAAAAAAACGUGAAUAAUCGGAAAAAAAUCCACGUGGCGAUAGUCAUUUUUUUGAAGUUUUACUGAUUAAAAAAAUUCAUUUGUCAGCUUUUUCAUAAUUUUUCCCAUUCGGAUCAAAAAGAAAUUCGAGGUUAUUUUUGCAAAAUUUGAAGUUUUUUUGAGACCAUCGUCAAAAUGAAAAACGGUUAUUUUUUUCAUUUUGGGAAGUUAAUUCACUUUACAGUUUCACUGAUCCAACAUAAAUUUUCUCUGUCAUGGAUUUUACAAUUUUGAUGUUACUUUUUCAUGGAUCCUUGAGGAAAUCUCUAGCGGUCACUUAAGAGGUUCGUCUAGGGACUACUUGGAGAGGACAGUAAAGUGGCCACUUCAGUAGUUUUUCAUCCAGUACUCCUUCCAGUAACUCUGAUAGUUUUAAAAUAAACGGAUUGGACCAGUUAUGUUGAUCCAUUGACCCCUAAAGUGGCCGCUAAAAUUGUUAGUGGUCCAGUAGUAGCAUUUAGACCUCUGUAGUGGCCACUAAUUUCUAACCUCUUGAGUGGCCACUAAUUUGACUACUAUAGUGGCCCCUAAAAUGUCAAAACCCUAAAGUACCCACUAAAAAUUCAGAUUCAUAGAUUUAAAACGACUUUAUCAUGGAUUUUUUCUCCAGAAAAUGUGCGCCUACUACGCCGAAGCCGACUUCUCGCCGUUCGCCUUCUCGGAGCCGGCCCCUCCGUUGCCCUAUUUAUCCCCGUUCUUAGAAGAAUCGGGCUUCGAGAGCCCGCUCCCCGCCGGCCAGUGGGGCGUUUGGCCUGAUCACUCUACUGAGACGGCCGCUUUCGAAACCGUCAGUUUUUCAGUUCCAUAAAAUUCGAAUUGGCGUCAAACCGCGUCGCGACCGCUCCGCUCGUUAUAGCUGAUUUUGUGUCUGCGCUCUCCAAAAACCAAGCACUAUCUCUUCUUUUUUAUCCGCCUAAAAAACAUUUUUUCGAUGGCUUGAGCCGUGAGGUCUACCUGCAGGCGGAGAAAAAUGAAAUCCCUUUAGGGAUCAGAAAAUCUUUAUCAGUAGAGCAAACUUGCGAGAUAAAGACACUUCAUUUUGCCUAAAUUCGUUAAUAGCUUCGGUUCCUGUUCCAGGAAAGAUUGAUCAGUGAAAGUAUUGUGUUCUCAUUCAAUUUCGAUAGCAUUCCACGCUUCAUGAAAAAUGAAUUUCAUCCCUUAAGUGGUCAGAUAAUAUUUAUCAGUAGAGCAAACUUGAUAUAUUAAAAGGAAUACUGUAUAUUGGUUCAUUUUAUUGAUAACUUUUUUUGAUGGCUCAAGCUCAGCUAUAACUACAGCCGAUCGUUUAAAAUUGAGAAAAAAAAAAUCAUCCCUUAAGUGAUCAGAAAAUCGUUGUCAGUAGAGCAAAGUUGUGAGAAAUAAAAGCGCUGUAUUUUUAUCAUAACUUUGAUCCCCGUUUCAUUAAUUAUUAAUGAUAUCCCUUAAGUGAUCAGAGUACAGUUGUCAAUAGAGCGAACUUGUGAGAAUCUUGUAAUUUGCUUCAAUUUUUUUUAUAACUUUUUUCGAUGGCUCAAGCUCAGCUAUAAAUGCAGUCGAUUAUUUAAAGCCGAGUAAAAAAAAUCCUUUAAGUGAUCAGAGCAUCGUUAUCAGUAGAGCAAACUUGUGAGAUUUCAGAGAAAUAAAAGUGCUGUAUUUUUAUCAUAACAUAUCUCAAAAAAAAAAUCAAUAACAUCCCUUAAGUGAUCAGAGAAUCGUUGUCAAUAGAGCAAUCUUUUGAGAAUCUUGUAAUUUGGUUCAAUUUUUUGAUAAUCUUUUUUUGAUGGCGCAAGCUCAGCUAUAACUGCAGCCGAGUAAAAAAAAAUCAUCCCUUAAGUGAUCAGAGAAUCGUUGUCAGUAGAGCAAACUUGUGAUUCAAAAAAAAAAAAAAAUAAAUAAAAGCGCUAUAUUUUAUUCCCGUUUCAAGAAAAGUUCAAUCAUAUCCCUUAAGUGGUCAGAGUACAGUUGUCAGUAGAGCAAACUUAUGAUUAAAAAAAAAGUUUCUGUAUUUCUCCAAUAACUUUGAUCCCCGUUUCACGAAAAAGGCAGUCAUAUCCCUUAAAUGACCAGAGUAAACUUAUCAGUAGAGCAAUCUUACAACUUCGACAAAUUCGAUCCCCUGUUUCAGGACGGCAUGUCGAGAGUUCGCUGUGGCACCGGCUGCGUUAAUCGCAACUGCUGCGCGUUCUCCAACGACGGAAAGUGUGUUUUUAAGUGGGCCGAAGCCUCCGCCGCCGCCGCUGCUCCUUCCGGAAGCCCUCUUCUCACCUCCACCACGUCGACUACUGAAAUGGUACUCGCAACUCCCAAUCGCCCUAUUUUGUCCCCUUCUCCGUUUUCUUGAUCUGUUUCUCUCCCUCUCUGAAGUCAUAGUCAAGCCAAUGGGAAGAGCCGAAGAAAUAAGGGACAAUUGAAGUCUUGGAAAAAUGAGCCGCAAAAAAUGAGUAUGGAAGUUGGAAUGUUCGCUCUGUGGAUAAAAUUGUCAAGGGAGGGUCUAGGAAGAGUUUUUUUGAGUCUGGAAGUGGGAAAUUUUGGUAGAAGGGUAUUUUUUGAAGAACGUAAUGAGAAUAUGGUUCAAAAAACAAGUAAGAAAAAUUUUUGAACUGAUUUUCACGUGAAAAUAGUGAUUUUUAUGAAAAAUUAGCAAUUUUCGGACAUGAAAUUAUCAAUUUUGAGGCGUAAAAAGCUCAAAAAUAACCAUUUUUUUCAGCUAUGAAAAAAAUGAAGAAUUUUUCUGGGUGAAUUUUCGAAAUUUCAUCAUUUUACUGAAGUAAGAGAUGUUUUUUUCUGUGAAUAAAAUGAAUAGGAAGGCUGAAAAAAAGCUUCGAAAAAAAGUUUUUUUAUACGAAAAAAAGAGAUCUAAAAAAAGAUUUUUUUGGAAAAAAAUAUUUUUCAAGAAAAAAAUCUGUAGUUUUGGACCCUUUUUUGAAAAAAAGAACUUUUGUAACUUUAAUUACAAAAGUUUUCUACAGGUUUAAAAGAAAGAAAUCCUUGAAAAUUGAGAAAAAAUGGAAAAAAAAAAUUUAAAACAUGAAUUUUGAAAAAUCGAGCCGAUGGUACCUUCUGAAAUGUGAAUGAGUACCUAAAAAAAGUAAAUUUUUCAAAAAUUACGGAAAAUUUCAAAAAUGUCAUUAAUUUCGGAGCAUUAACUGAAAAGAAAAAGAAAAACGUCGAAAAAAAAGAUUCUUUUUCUGAAAAAGACGAGAAAAAGUGUGCAGAAAGGGCAACCCUUAUCAGAUCUUUUUUUUCCAUGAAUCACGAAAAUUUUCGCGGCUAACGACGGGAAAACAUUGCUACAGAAUUGAAAAAAAGCCGACUUUUUUGUUUUUUUUUUAUCUAUAGAGCGAAUUUUCAAGUUUCAAUGGCUUUUUUUGAGUGGCCAUAUAGGCUUGUUAUUUUUGAUUUUUUAAAAUUAUUUUUUUAUAAAGAAGAAGCGAUCUUUCAAUGGAAGGGAUUUGGAAAGUUCUUGGGGUCAGAAAAAAAGAAUAUUUUUGAAAAGAAAAUUUUUGGAUUUAGGGUUGAAAAUAUGGGAGAAAUCUACUCGGUAUCUAGAUUUUUCAUGAUUUUUUUGAGAAUGUUUAUGAAAAAUUAUUUAAAUUUUUACUUUAAGGUUCAUCAAAAGCUAGUUUUGAGGUUUAUUUUAACUAAAAUUUAAGUUUAUUUUUAAGAUUAUCAAGACUUUUUUUCACAGGAUUCAUGAAAAAAAUUUUUAAAUUUUUUUCAACUGGAAAGGAAAAUUAUUUCAUUUUCUACAUUAAGCUUCAUCUAAGCUUCACCUGAAGUGAAAUUUAAGUUUAUUUUAAGAUUUUCAAGACUUUUUUCACAGGAUUCAUGAAAAAAUGUCAAAUUUCCGACUGACAAGAAAAUUAUUUCACUUUUCACUUUAAGCUUCAACCUGAACUGAAAUUCAAGCUUUAAGACUUUUUCGAGAGGAUUCAAUGCCCAAUAUCAGGAAAACUAAGAAAUUACUUCAUUUUGAACUUUGGAAUUUUAUAAAAUUACACUGAAACGUACUGAGAGAAGGUCGUGAAGAACAGGGACUUUUCACCUUUGUAUUGAAAGAUUGCUUCUUUUAAAGGAUAAAAAGUAAGAGAAAAUCUUUGCAGCAACAUUGUUUUAUGCGAUUUGAUCGCGCCUCUGGACUCAUUCGCGGAGAUGACGGCAGAAUCGGCGGCGGUCGUGGCGGAGGAAAGUCUUGCUCCUCCUCCUCCAGUGGAUCGUCUGUUCACGUCUCUGGCGGACAGGUGACUAUGAGGGGAAAUUACCUGAAAGGUGUAGGGACAGUGAAAACCUAUAUUUUAUUCGGAUAACGAAUUUCCUACAAGAGGGUUAGGAAAAUGAGCCGGAAAAUGUUUGGAUCUGGUGAAAAAUGUUCGAUUCGGAAGCGAAGAUUCGGUAGCAAGUAGGCCUGAAACUCCACAAAAACUUGUGUUUUUGAAGGUCAAUCAAUGACGUCAUAGAUAUAGUCGACUAGGCGGGGAACAAAAACUUUUGAAGCUACAACGAAAAGCCGUCUUUGAAGUGUAGUUGUUCAAGUUGAAUCAAGAAGUUUAAGCGUGUAGAUGAUCAAGUUGAACCAAGAAGUCCAAGCGUGUAGAUUAUCAAGCUGAAUCAAGAAGUUUAAAGGGGUAGAUGAUCAACUUCUAUCAAGAAAAUCAAAGGUGUAGAUGAUCAAGGUGAAAACAUGGUCUUACGGUUCUUCCCCUUGUUCUUCAGCACGUAGUCCAUUCAAUUGCUCCUUGACGAGCUCAGAAGAUAGCGGAUCUUGUAACUGGAGCCCGGAGACCGUCCUCUAGGGGGAAGUCUCGAACUAGAAAUGGCCAUUUCGAGUGAAGACUUUGCACGGAAACUUGUCCCAAAAUUUAGAAAAGUAAAACGUUUUUUUUAUCUCUGUAUCGAUUUUUGUAUCGAACAGCGCAUCGACUUUUUCCAAUUAGGAGCGGAAAAUAAUCAAAAAAAAGUGAUGAUGUAUUGGAGAGCGCGUAGGAAACAAGAUUUUAUAUUUUUUGAUGUUAAAUAAUGGAAGUUUUUCCGUUGAAAAAUGACUUUUUGUAGAAUUUUUAAAAAGGCCUAGUUAUUGAUUUUUUUUUCAGUUAGAUGACAAUUUUUCUGUCAAACUUUGUUGAGGAAAUACCUCCUGAUUAUUGAUAUUCAAAAGAUGACUAUUCUUUUUCUGUACCUACUUAUCAAAAUUUUCAGCGCUUUGUCUUCUGAACAACACCAGCACGUCAGCAGCAGCAGCCCCUCUCCAUCGCAAACUUAUCAUUCUCUCAACUCUCACCAUAUCUCAUCCCCACCAUCAUGUUCCGAACUAAAGCCCCAGCAAAACUCCCCGGACAGCAGCAUCGUCGACGUCGACCGCUUCUUGGACCAUGCCAACUUUGACGAGUUCGGCGCCGACGUCUACACUGAUUACAGUUCAGAAAAUCGAUAAAAAUCGAGUUUUAAACUGAAGUUUUAGCCUACGAUGCCGACUUCACCUACAUCGAUGGCAUCAUUGAGCAGGUCCGACAGGAAAUCCACUCAGAAAAGGUGAUUUCAAAUCAGCGCAAAGUUACGGUAGCUACAGUAUGAUCUAGAAAGUUAACGAAGAAAGGGCUACUGUAGGAGCCGAAAUUCGCAGGAAAAUUUAAGAAAAACGAUAUUCAAACAUCUGUGAAAAUCAAAGAACAACCUACAGUAUUUGGGGAAAAUUUUUGAGUUUACGGUAGCUACAGUAUGCUCUGUAAUUUAACUGAAAAUAAUACUGUAUGAGCGAAAAUUUGCCGAAAAACUUGAGUAAAGCGGUACUGUAGCUACUGUAGUUGCUGUAAAAACCUAGGUUAAAAAGGCUACAGUGGCAGAGAAAAUUUUCCAAUUUUACGGUAGCUACAGUAAGUUCUAUGAGUUCAGCUGUGAAAAAUUACUGUAGGAGCGAAAAUCCGCCAAAAGAAAUUGAGAACAGUGGUAUUGCAGCUUACUGUAGUUGCUGUGAAAUCAACGAUACAAUAAUACCAAGUUUACGGUAGCUACAGUAUGUUCUGUAGGUCUAACGGAAAUACGUUACUGUAUAUAAAAGCGAAAAAUCGAAACGAAAACUCACUAUCGAGUUGAAAAACUUGAGAAAAGCGGUACUGUAGUUUACUGUAGCUUUUGUGAAAGCAGAGAUUGAAAAAAGCUACAGUAGUUCUGAAAUUUAUACGCUAGCUAAAGUGAGAAGAAAACUGUGGGGUUGAAAAAAGUGAAUUAGUCCUUUUUUAUGGCUCAUUCCAACCACAAUGAUUUGAGCCAUUCCCAGUGCGGUGUUUCGAAUCGUGGCGACUGAAGUCUAACCCUAAAAAAUUCCUCAUUUCCAGACGAACCCGUCCAAGUAUCCCUCCGGCAAAGUGAGGAUGUCACCUCCACCAACUCUUCUGAAGCAGGGCGACUCCAGGAAGUCGAGCGCCGCCUCCUCCGACGUCUUCUUCAUCCAAGGGAGCACGUCUCCGCAGCCGGUGUUCGUCGAGCCCGGAAAGCCGGUGACGUUGAUCGGCGAGGACGGCAAGGAGUACAAGGUAACUUCAGCCUUCUCAGAAGAGAAGCGCGUUCAGUUUAGAGAGCAUGGUAAACUUGGAGAGAACAGAGACGUCUUCUACACACUGUCUGGUGUGAAAUUGGCUCUCUACAAAUUUACCGUGCUCUCUAACUGAUGAGCGCACAGGCCCUUAGACAGUGUGUAGAAGGUGGAGAGUACGAUUCUGGGCUCUCCGAUUUGUCAUGCUCUCUAACUGAGGAGCGCGCAGGUUCCUAGAUAGUGUGUAAAAUGUGGAGAGUACGACUCUGGGCUCUCCGAGCUUCUCGUUCUCUCUAAACGGAUGCAGGAGAUAAGCGCGCAGGUCUUAAGAGAGUGUGUAAAAAUCAGAGAGUGCGACUCUGGGUUCUCCGAUUUUGCCAUGCUCUAACUGAUGAGCGCGCAGGUCCUUAGACAGUGUGUAAAACGACUCUGGGCUCUCCGAGCUUGUCGUGCUGUCUAAACGGAUGCAGCAGAUCAGCGCGCAGAUCCUUAGAUAGUGUGUAAAACUUGGAGAGUACGACUCUGGCCUCUCCAAUUUUUCAAUGCUCUCUAACUAGUGAAGAAAAUCAGUCUGCAGGUGCUUAGAUAGUAUGUAGAACUUGGAGAGUUCAGUUCAAAUUUCCCGCCAAAAGCCGCAUCGCGACCGCAACGCGUCACCUUUUCCAGUUUCGCCCUUAUUACCUUACAAGAUCGGGCAAAUUUGACUAUAAGGAAUCUAAAAAAAAAGCCGAAUUACACGCACCCUGAAGGAAUGAGACAAAAAGGAGACAAUAAAUCAAUUUUUUCAGCUCGUCGUUCAACCGGUCCAGCCGGACGCCCCCUCGACGUCUUCUGCCUCUUCGCCGACGUCAUCGACGUCUUCUCCGCCUCCCUCGGCCGGCCGGAAGUCCUCCAAACGCCGUCCGAGCUCCGACAACGCUGAGCCGGUCCGGAAACGAGCCCCCGGAGUCUCCCUGGCCCAAAUGACCGACGAGGAGAUCGCCGAGCGGAAGAAAGAGCAGAACCGCGUCGCCGCCCAGCGAUACCGGCAGAAGAUCAAGGAGUGCAAGGCCAGCGAGUCCGAGGUCCGACAAGCACGAAGAAAAUGAUUUUUUAUAGGAAAAGCUUAAAAAUUUCGCUCUAACUUCAGUUUUCCGUAACGGCUGCCUUUUAAAAAAGACGGGUUUGAAAAUCUGCACUUUUUUAGCGAAGUCAGAGUGAUCCCAAAGGGGCGACCUUAAGAAUCCUUGAAAACCCCCCUCUAGGGACCACUAAAGCUUGGGUGCUACGACAAGAGCGAGUUUUCCAUUUGCGAGGAGUACUGUAUGCGGCAAAGCGCAUUGCGUGCAUGCACUCUGCGUGUUUACACUUUUGUGGCGUGACGUCAUCGCGCCGUACAUCUGCGGGUUUUUUGCUUGCGGGUUUUUUUUUCAAUGUUUUUUUCGGAAUUUUUUUUUGGAUUUUUUUUUCCGGUUUGGUUUUGAUUGUGCGAAUAUUUUCGAAACAAAAAGAAAACUUCUUUUUUACCUCAUAAGAAGGCUCCUUUUUGUCCUCAAAAAAUCUUCGUGUUCUUCUUCUUCUCCUCAUAUUUUUUUCUCUCGUUCAGAUUUUGAAAUGAAAAAAAGUGGUGCUAUGAAUGAAAUUCAGGAUGGAAAGUGACGAUUAUGUUAACGCCAUUGUUUUCGACUCAGUUUCAAAGCAACAAGAAAUCGCAAAGGAAGUUUUGGCGAAAAAAGAUGUCCCUGCUCCUCCACCCUCAACACCGGCAUUGUACAAGAAACCAAUUUUCGUAAAAUUUCUGACAAGUCCCUUCAAAUCUCUCAAUGUACAUUUUAAAAUAUCUUGAAGAUUUUUCUGGGAAAAUGACUUUUGUUUGAUAUGGUGGUUCUGUAAAAUUUGUUAUUUUUCUUAUUUUUCUUAUUUUUUUAUUAUAACUUAUUUCAAUUACUGGUAUUUGUUAUGAUGCAAUUUUUUUGAUAUUUUCCUCUUUGAAAUAUCAAUAUUAGCUUACUUCUUUUUUUCUAUAUUUGUGGAGUUGACCUUAUAGCUAUCUAUAAAGAAACAUUUUUCCUAAGCUGCCCCCUUGACAAACAGAGUUUUUCAUCAAUUAAAAAAAGUUUUUCUUUUUGUUUCGAAAAAAAUAAAUAAGCCGGAAAAAUUCAAAAAAAAUCCGAAAAAAACCCGCAAAGCAAAAAAACCCGCAGAUGUACGGCGCGAUGACGUCACGCCACAAAAAAGUGUAAACACGCAGAGUGCAUGCACGCAAUGCGCUUUGCCGCAUACAGUACUGCUCGCAAAUGGAAAACUCGCUCUUGUCGUAGCACCAAAGCUUGAAAAUGGAGGUCAGACCAUAAACCCCUAUAAGGAGCACUUUUUGGUCCCGGUUGUAGCCAAACCCCUCUAGGGACCACUUUUGCGUUUCCAAGUUAACCUUUCUUAGUUCAACUGACAAAUAAAACGUUUUCAUUAAAAAUCGAGGAAUUACAAAUUUCAGUACACAUUUAAAUGUUCAAAAAUUAUCAUUUUUGGACUUUUUUUUUUAAUUAUUUAUUUCUGAAGCCGGAAAGUCCAAGAAACCUUUUUUCACUCCAAUUACCCUUUUUUGCGACUUUCGCGCUACGCCAGAAAAAAAAAUUACUGGACUAAACGUUUUUCGGGCGAGCCUGGGCUGUUCUAGAAGUCACUUAAGAGUUGAUGCCCCUUAAGUGGUCCCUAGAAACCCCCAAAAACGUCUGUGACCGCACAAUAUUCUAAAUUUUUGAGAGUUUAACGUUUUUUUCAGUUCUACUGCGUUUUAAAUUUUGAUUCCUAGUAUUUUUAGGCUAUUUUUGAAUAUGAAAAAUAAUUUAUUCCGUGACAACUUUCGAGUUUCAGGAAGGCACCCGACUGAUGAAGCGCAACGAUUUCCUCCGAAACGAGACGAUCCGACUCGAAAAAGAGAUUUCGGACCUUCGAUCCGUCAUUUUCUCACGAGUUGACCAGCGAUAA